Molecule: messenger RNA, 2976 nt
Organism: Truncatella angustata
Lineage: Eukaryota; Fungi; Ascomycota; Sordariomycetes; Amphisphaeriales; Sporocadaceae
Exons: 3
Coding region: 1-2976 (991 amino acids)
Cellular component (GO): kinesin complex
Molecular function (GO): protein binding; ADP binding
Source: RefSeq, a predicted model, not a curated record
AUGAGGUUACUGCAGCGCGAUGAUGCAGGCAACUACAGCCUCACUCCCGACCUCGCUGCUGAUGAUGUUCACCCGUACGCGAUCCUUUCCCACACCUGGGGACUCGACGAGGUAGUCUUUGCCGACCUUGCGAAGACGCCUGGUGAUUGGCAACAUAAACCCGGCUUCGACAAGAUCAAGUUCUGCGCCGAACAGGCCCAAAAACAUGGGCUGCGACAUUUCUGGGUCGACACCUGCUGCAUUGACAAAUCGAAUAGCAUUGAGCUGCAGACAGCGAUUAACAGUAUGUUCCGGUGGUACCGCGAUGCGAAACGAUGCUACGUCUACCUUCCUGAUGUGUCUAAACCCGCGGCUUCUGGCCAACACCAGAGGACGGUGCCAUGGGAUGAGGCAUUUCGAAAGAGCAGAUGGUUUACACGUGGAUGGACGCUCCAAGAGCUUAUCGCCCCGAAGACAGUUGACUUCUAUUCGAAAGAGGGGGCUUGGCUAGGCGACAAGCGGUCCUUAGAGCCUUUGAUACGCGAAAUUACAGAAAUUCCUCCGACUGCUCUCCGUGGUACACCUUUGGCCGAUUUUACCGUCUUGGAACGAGAGGCAUGGGUCCGCGACCGUCAAACGAAAUACGAUGAGGAUAUGGUGUAUUCGCUUCUAGGGAUCUUCAACGUAUACUUGUUGCCAAACUAUGGCGAAGGGAGAGAAAACGCACAGAGGCGUUUGCGAGAAGAGGUCCAGAAAGUUGUAAUAGGAACCGGUAUGAACGAUUUCUCCGCUGCCUUCAGUCUGUUCGAAGUCCCCGAGAUACAACAGUUUGUGGCAAGAGAGGAGGAAAUAGCAGAGAUGCGGACAAGUCUACGCUCAGAUGGAAGCCGUCGCUCCGUCGUUCUCCACGGCCUCGGCGGCAUUGGUAAAACACAGCUCGCCGUAGCAUAUACGAAGCAAUACCGAGAUGAAUAUUCCGCCAUAUUCUGGUUCAAUAUCAAGGAUGAAGCCGCUAUUCAGCAGAGCUUUACGAAAGUCGCGAGGCAGAUUCUACAACAACAUCCUGACGCCGACCGAUUAAGUGCACUAGACCUGCAGCAAAAUCACAAGGAGGUGGUCGAAGCUGUGACGGCCUGGUUCAGCUUGCCAGGCAAUACGAGGUGGCUUCUUGUGUAUGACAACUACGAUAACCCGAGGUUGGCUGGUCGUCAGGAUGAUACGACAAUUGAUAUAACCUGGUUUCUUCCUCAAGCGUACCAGGGCUCGGUAAUUAUUACGACGCGAUCGUCACAAGUCAGCAUAGGCAAUCAAAUUCGAAUCAAAAAGCUUGAUUCAAUUAACAAGAGUCUCCAGAUUCUGUCAACAACCUCAGGCCGAUAUGACUUGCAGGAUGACGUUUAUGCUCGAAAUCUUGCUAAAGAACUUGACGGACUUCCUCUUGCACUUGCCACGGCUGGAGCUUACCUAAGGCGUGUUUCAAUAAGCUUUGAGGAUUACCUUCGUCUCUAUAAAGACUCAUGGGUCAGACUCCAUGCAAGCACGCCAAGCUUAGGCUCUUACCAAGACCGGACGCUCUGCUCCACGUGGCAACUUUCGUACGACCAGAUCCAAGGACAAAACCGACUCGCAGCUCAUUUACUCCAAUGGUGGGCCUAUUUCGACAACGAAGAUAUAUGGUUCAAACUCCUCCAACCUAAUGAUGAGGAUGGGCCGGCGUGGAUAUACGAUUUGGCUGAUGAACUCAAGUUCAAUAAUGCUCUGGGCACACUAUGUGACUACGGGCUUGCCGAAACGCAUAUAUCGACAGAUAAAUCUCUCGGAUCAACAGGAUACAGCAUUCAUGCUUGCGUACAUAGCUGGACUAUUAAUGUGUUGAAUGAAGAUUGGGACGUUGAUCUGGCUAAGCUUGCGCUGGAAUGCGUAGCUGCGCGUGUUCCAUCACAGGAUGAGCCUCAAUUCUGGACUCUUCGAAGGCGACUUCUUUCACAUGCCACAAAAUGUGGCGCUGGGGUCUGGGACAGCGAUGAAGGUAUAGAAUGGGCAUUAUAUAACCUAGGUCUCCUUUACUGCGACCAAGGCAAGAUGCAAGAGGCCGAGGAGAUGUACUUGCGGGCGCUUCGAGGGCACGAGAAGGCGUGGGGACCGGAUCACACGUCGACACUCGUCACGGUCAACAACUUAGGUGUCCUUUACUCCGACCAAGGCAAGAUGCAAGAGGCCGAGGAGAUGUACUUGCGGGCGCUUCGAGGGCACGAGAAGGCGUGGGGACCGGAUCACACGUCGACACUCGUCACGGUUAACAACCUAGGGAACCUUUACUCCGACCAAGGCAAGAUGCAAGAGGCCGAGGAGAUGUACUUGCGGGCACUUCGAGAGAAGGAGAAGGCGUGGGGACCGGAUCACACGUCGACACUCGACACGGUUAACAACCUAGGGAACCUUUAUAAAGCCCAAGGCAAGAUGCAAGAGGCCGAGGAGAUGUACUUGCGGGCGCUUCGAGAGAAGGAGAAGGCGUGGGGACCGGAUCACACGUCGACACUCGACACGGUUAACAACCUAGGGAACCUUUACUCCGACCAAGGCAAGAUGCAAGAGGCCGAGGAGAUGUACUUGCGGGCGCUUCGAGGGCACGAGAAGGCGUGGGGACCGGAUCACACGUCGACACUCUCUACGGUCAACAACUUAGGUGUCCUUUACUCCGACCAAGGCAAGAUGCAAGAGGCCGAGGAGAUGUACUUGCGGGCGCUUCGAGGGUACGAGAAGGCUAUAGGGCCCCAACAUAUCGCUAGAUAUCGGCCAGCAAUCAAUACAUUAUGGGGCUUUGGGGCCUUAUUAUGGAGACAGGGCAGACCAGUCGAGGCGAGAACAUAUUAUCAACGCGCUUACGACAAUCUUAAGGCACUCCUUGGAUCCCAACAUCACGACGUCCAAUCACUGCACGAAGUUUUAGCGGACCUAAACCACAACAUUCAUAGUAAGUUAGUAUCCAGAAGCUAG